Aureobasidium uvarum is the source of this 1791-nucleotide messenger RNA. The record is from the annotation of a GenBank genome assembly. NCBI's taxonomy places the organism in Eukaryota, Fungi, Ascomycota, Dothideomycetes, Dothideales, Saccotheciaceae.
AUGGCCGCCAACAGCUCGCAAAAGAUCGCCAUCUUGUCUGUCUACGACAAGACGGGCCUGCUCGACCUGGCCAAGGGCCUCGUCAAGAACAAUGUCCGCCUGCUCGCAUCUGGCGGCACCGCCAAGAUGAUCCGUGAGGCCAACUUCCCCNAUGUUUCGGCCAUCACCAAGGCUCCCGAGAUGCUCGGUGGCCGCGUCAAGACCCUCCAUCCCUCAGUCCACGCCGGUAUCCUUGCCCGUGACCUCGCUUCCGACGAGAAGGACCUGGCCGAGCAGAACAUCAACAAGGUCGACUAUGUCAUCUGCAACCUGUACCCCUUCAAGGACACCGUCGCCAAGAUCAACGUCACCAUCCCCGAGGCCGUCGAGGAGAUUGACAUUGGUGGUGUUACCCUGAUCCGUGCCGCCGCAAAGAACCACUCGCGUGUCACCAUCCUCUCAGACCCCAACGACUACCACGACUUCCUCUCCGAGCUCGAGAAGGGCGAUGUCACCGAUGCCACCCGUCAGAUGUUCGCCCUCAAGGCUUUCGAGCACACCGCCGACUACGACACUGCCAUCUCCGAGUUCUUCCGCAAGAAGUACGCCGGCAACGGCAACCAGCACGUCUCGCUGCGUUAUGGUACCAACCCCCACCAGAAGUCGGCCGCUGCCUUCAUGAAGGACCAGAAGCUGCCCUUCAAGGUCCUGUGCGGUGCUCCCGGCUACGUCAAUCUGCUCGACGCCCUGAACGCAUGGCCUUUGGUCAAGGAACUCAGCGCUGCCCUCAAGUUCCCCGCUGCUGCCAGUUUCAAGCACGUCUCACCCGCUGGUGCCGCCAUUGGUGUUCCUCUCAACGAGGUCGAGCGCAAGGUCUACAUGGUCGACGACAUUGAGGGUAUUGAGAGCUCUGGUCUUGCCCAGGCCUAUGCCAGAGCCCGUGGUGCCGACCGCAUGUCCUCGUUCGGUGACAUGAUCGCCUUGUCGCACGAGGUCGAUGUCCCUACCGCCAAGAUCAUCUCCCGUGAGGUUUCUGACGGUGUCAUUGCUCCUUCAUACACCAAGGAGGCCCUCGAGAUCCUCAGCAAGAAGAAGGGUGGACGCUACCUCGUUCUUCAGAUGGACCCCGAGUUCGAGCCCGCUGCUCAGGAGUACCGCACCGUCUACGGCAUCAACCUGACCCAAGGCCGCAACGAUGCCCACAUCACCCCUACCGACAGCUUCGGCACCGUCAUCACUCCCAAGGACUCUGCCGCCCUCCCCGAGUCUGCUCUCCGCGACCUGACUGUGGCCACCAUUGCCUUGAAGUACACUCAGUCCAACUCUGUCUGCUACGCUCUCAACGGCCAGGUCAUUGGUCUCGGUGCUGGUCAGCAGAGCCGUAUCCACUGCACACGUCUUGCCGGCGACAAGGCUGACAACUGGUUCAUGCGCUUCCACGAGCGUGCCCUCAACAUCAAGUGGAAGAAGGGCACCAAGCGUCCCGACAAGAGCAACGCCAUCGAUAUGCUCUGCAGCGGCGUCUUGCCCGCCUCUGACGAGGAGAAGCACGAGUACGAGAAGAUGUUCGAGGAGGUGCCCACCCCCUUCUCCGCCGAGGAGCGCCAGGUAUGGUUGAGCAAGCUGUCCCAAGUCGCCGUCAGCUCCGACGCCUUCUUCCCCUUCAUCGACAACGUCUUCCGUGCCGCUCGCUCUGGAGUCAAGUACAUUGCCGCCCCCACCGGCAGCCAGAACGAUCAGGCCGUCUUCACCACUGCCGAGAAGCUGAACAUCACCUUUGUUGAGCAGCACACCCGUCUGUUCCACCACUAG